AUGACUCUGGAACGCCUCUCGCUGAAAGUGUUCAGAAAAUGCGCCGUGUCAUGAUGAAUAUCGGAAGCUGAUUCGUUGCAGCGUCACAACAGCGGAACAAGAAGAGAAAUCAAACCAGUUGAGAGAAAAGCAAAGCUCUUCCCUGUCAUUAAAUGCUCAAAGCUCUUACCUUCUCCACGCUUUUCACAAACUAAAUAGUCUGUGUUGUUGCUAAAAUAGUCUGAAGUACGUCUGUUUUGUUUGUUUUGGUUCGUUUGGGCGCAUCACCUUUGGCUUCCAUACAAAACUCAAUGCUGCGACGUGAUUGGUCCACCUGCACGAUUCUCUUUACAGCGGAUGCACGCCAAGAUGGAUUCGCGUUUCGUCAGGCUUGGAUGGCUCUCGGAAACUUCCUGUUACCUUCAAAACUGACAACUGUUCCCUGUCGUAUCCGGUGGGUAAAUAUGUGAUUCAUGAGGUGAUGGACAUCUCCUUCUCUCAUCUCUCGUGUGAAGAUCAGGCUGCAGUCGUCGUCCACUGGAAUGCAAGCCCCCUCGGUAUUGAACAUGUGAAAGGGUUCAGGGUUUAUCUGGAAGACAAGAAUCCAGAGAGAAAACAGUGUCAACACCUGAUCCUCAAAGAGCCACGCCAACUCAACUACACCUACAAGACCACGAAGUUGAGCAGUCAGCCGUUCACAGGUCUCUCCUUCGACACAGACUACAUGAUCCGAGUCGUGCCUUUCCCCUCUCUCAUGAACGAGAGCUUCUUCCCUCCAUCGUUCCUAAGAACCAACUCCUGUGAGGUGCUGCUGGGAGCUGAGAGCCUCGUGUGUAAACCUUUUUGGAAGCCCAAGUCUUUAAACGUGUCUCAGUUUGGCUCUAACCUCCAUGUGACCUUUGACCCUGCCCCCUCGACCUUUCACCUCAGCGUGUACUACCUUUACUACAAACUCAGACAGGACGGACCCUUCAAGACGCAGCGCUGCAAACCCGAUCUGAACCAGCCCAGAACCACGUGCACCCUCUAUGACGUCACUCCAGGAACCUACAGCAUCGAGCUCAGAGACAACAGCAAUGCGACCAGGAGGCAGACACAGUUCCACGUCAGUCAAGUCCAUUCUCCGUGGGCCGGUCCGAUCAGAGCCAUGGCCAUCACAGUCCCUCUGGUGAUCCUCUCAGCCUUUGCCACCCUCUUCACCGUCAUGUGCCGCAAGAAACAGCAAGAGAACAUCUAUAGUCACCUGGACGAGGAGAGCAGUGAAUCGUCCAAUCAGAGUGCGGCGUUGAUCUCGGAGCGCCCUUGGCCCCGCCCCAAAGUGUUCCUGUGCUAUUCAAACAGGGACUGCCCCAAACACAACAGCGUGGUGCAAGCCUUUGCUUACUUCCUCCAAGACUUCUGCGGAUGUGAGGUGGUGUUGGACCUGUGGGAGCAUUUGGACAUGUGCAAAGAGGGACAGAUGUCGUGGUUGAGUCGACAGUUGGACGAAGCAGAUUUCAUCAUCACAAUCUGCUCCAAAGGACUUCGGUAUUUUGUUGAGAGGAAGAGUCGUCGUGGAAAGACCCCCGUCGGACGCCGCGGCAACAGUAGCCCCGCCCCCAAAGACAACAGGCCAAACGGCAGCGGUGAACGUCCAGCCUCCAAGGACAGCGGACCGAUCGGCGGCGGCGGCGGGGGUGACUUGUUCCUGGUUACCGUGGCGAUGAUCUCGGAGCAGCUGCGAUUGGCCAAACAGAGCGAGAAGGAGCUGAGCCGCUUCAUGGCCGUUUAUUUUGAUUAUUCCACCGAGAACGACAUCCCCACAGCGCUCAGCCUCGCUCCAAGGCUGAAGUUGAUGGACCAGUUGCCACAGCUCUUCUCUCGUCUGCACUCGUCUAACUCUUCUCUGUGGGACGGAGCGCCCCAUAAUGUCUCACGCAGGAACUACUUCAGGAGCAAAUCUGGCCGUUCCCUGUACGUCUCCAUCUGUAACAUGCACCAGUUCAUCUCACAGAGUCCUGACUGGUUCGACCAACAGCUGCACUUGCAAACAGGAAGUCCCGCCUCCAGCUCAGUUCCUGUUCCCUGCGAGGCCACGCCCACAGCGGCCCCACAGUCCAGUCUAGUCCUGAAUGAAGUCACCGUGAAGACGCUAGAAUCGGCGCCAAAGAAGAACCUGGUCUUGUUGGCACCAGGAUCUGAACCGGCCCCAGCGUUCAGUUCCAGUCUAAGUCCGAGUUAUAGUCCUGGUUACGAGUCGGGUCCACGAUGCUCUCCUCUCCCCAGAGCCUCCUCCAGGUGCAGCGCCCCUCUGCCUGCUCCCUCCCCCUCUGCUGUGUCCUCUGUAAAUGUCCCACAUGUGAAGACUCCGCACCCUGUGGAACAGCUCAAACCGAUUCAAGACCAGGACUCAGGCCCGGUCCAGGGUCUAGAUCAGGGACCGGAGCCUUCGCCCCCUGAACCUCCCCCGCGGGAUUCAGGGAUAUACGACUCCUCCGUGCCCUCCUCGGAGCUCUCCAUACCGCUCAUGGAUGGGCUGUCACAUGACCAUGUAGACUCGUCCUCGUUGGCUGACAGCGAGUCCUCUUCCUCUGGACUUGGUGAUGAGGAGCCUCCCACUGUUUCCUCUUUCCUCUGCAGCGCCACCACUGUGUGUAAGGCGGAACUGCACCGACAAGAGGCCCCCGUGAUGUCACUGUGAACGGCCAAUCGGAGCAAAGGACUCUAGUGACGUCAUCUGCCAAGCUUUUUAUGAAUGGACAAAAUGGAGUUACUGAACAUUUGUAACGACUUAUUUGAAGGACUCGAUUGGACAAAUUUGAGCCUCUUUUGUUUUAACAUAAAUAUUUACUGUUAAUAAUAUUACAUAGCACUUUGACGCAGAAAUGCAGGAAGCCACAAAGCGCAGCACAGACUGUUACAAGCGUCCAAUCAGGUCGCAGCAGCUUGAUCACAUGGUACUUAAUGGACUGGCUUUUGUGACUUUUUUUUUUUUUUUUUCACUUAUUUUUACAGCUCAAAAGCUUAAUGCAGUUACUCAUAGUUUGCAUUUUAACUUGUAAUAACUUUUCAAAUGUCUGAUGGAAAAUUUUUACUUCAGUACUUUAUGAAUCUUUUAUGAGUCUGGUCACUGUUAAAUCUCCCAGAGUUCAGAUGGGCGUGAUUGACAGGUGGAUUAGCCAAUCAGGGACAUGCACGGUUUGUCUGUAUUAAAACAAAUAUGGCCAUGGGAAGAAAAGUAAUAUCACGAGGAACUGAAUUUUUAUUUAAAAGUGUGGCUUUUUUUUUUUUUUUUUUUUACUAUUUUAACAGUAAAUGAAAAACUUUACUUCUGUAGAAAAUCAAAGUUACAUUUUACAAAUCUUCUGUAAACUAGUGGUACUUGUUUAACUAUUUCAGAAUUCAUCAAAGGGAAGUUCUUAUUGGACUUUUAUUCUGAAGGGACAACUUGGCGUUUCCUGU
Boleophthalmus pectinirostris (great blue-spotted mudskipper) is the source of this 3420-nucleotide messenger RNA. It is a transcript of the gene il17rd, whose product is annotated as interleukin 17 receptor D. The record is from RefSeq and is a predicted model, not a curated record. The coding region runs from base 461 to 2659 and encodes 732 amino acids. Lineage: Eukaryota; Metazoa; Chordata; Actinopteri; Gobiiformes; Gobiidae. The transcript has 16 exons. Gene Ontology annotation, molecular function: interleukin-17 receptor activity; protein binding.